Messenger RNA from Rana temporaria (common frog), 1142 nucleotides. It is a transcript of the gene IQCC, whose product is annotated as IQ motif containing C. The transcript has 5 exons. Lineage: Eukaryota; Metazoa; Chordata; Amphibia; Anura; Ranidae. The record is from RefSeq and is a predicted model, not a curated record. The coding region runs from base 69 to 923 and encodes 284 amino acids. Gene Ontology annotation, molecular function: protein binding.
GUGCAUGCUGUGUAUGGCCCGCCCACUCCCCUGACAUCCCUUCCGGUCCCUCUAGCGGUUACAGUUGAAUGAUGGAGGAGGAGGAAGCUGCUGCCAUAGUGUUACAGGCUCACGCCCGCGGUGUGCUGGCCCGCCGGAGACUCAGGAGAGUGCUGCAGGACUAUGAGGCUGUGGUGAGAGACAUAGAAGGAGAGGACAUCGCUGUACAAUGGGGGGCACGGCUCCUAUCCCCCCCACUCUUCAAUGCUAUGGUUCAGCAUAGAGGUACAACUGGACUCGGAGCUUGUAAAGGGAAUAGUCAUGGUGGAGGCAGGCAUACCAGAAACACAGACCCCAUCCUAUUAUGCAGUGAUAGAAAGGAAGCUGGACAAGAACCAGAACAUGAACCGUGUACCCUAGAGAAAGAGUACAACCAUUACCAACCAUCAGAGACUGAAGAAGUGCCAGCAGAGUGCCAACUGCCUGGAGCUGCCUCAGAAAGUGAGCACCUGUCAGGAAAACCAAGUCGGCUUCAGGAUGUCCCCACAAGAGAGUACCAAGUGUCAGAGACUACUGACAGGAAGAUGGAGAGCCCUCUGUUAGAGAUGCAUGCCUUACGGCCUGAGAGCCCAGACAGGGAUUGUCUCCAUCAAGGGAAAAGGGUUUCAGGAGAGACAGACACUUUGCCCGUAACACAAGGACAAACCUUCCCCUAUCAUUCCAACAUAAGUAACACAAAUCAAAGGUAUGAGAGCUUAGAAUGGACAAGAAGCAGCUCUGUGUGGAGUGACAAAUCCAUGGAUGCAGAUCUCUCUUUGAAGAAUCCGAAUGAGCUGCAAAUGCUUAGAAGCCACUUGGCCAUGGAGAUACUGUGGGUACAGCAAGCAAUAGCCAGUAGAAAAAAUUAUCUAAUGGUAAGGCAGAGAAUGGGAAUCGAGAGCUGAUCGGGAUAUACGUCGCACCUUGAAAGCAAGACAUGGCACUGCAUUUUCCCCAUCAGAGUUAUUUUAUUUAUUCCCUGUCAUACAAGUUGGACUACAAUGAAUUUAUGUUGGGCUAUGCAUUAGACAUUUACGCUCAUGUUUUAAUCUGCAAGAGAUUAAUUUAUUAUUGCCACUACAUUGCAAUGCUUGUUUUCACUAGUAUAUGUGAAAGGUCUACAG